This is a messenger RNA of Manihot esculenta (cassava), 1974 nucleotides long. RefSeq lists its product as uncharacterized. The coding region runs from base 101 to 1423 and encodes 440 amino acids. NCBI's taxonomy places the organism in Eukaryota, Viridiplantae, Streptophyta, Magnoliopsida, Malpighiales, Euphorbiaceae. The record is from RefSeq and is a predicted model, not a curated record. The transcript has a single exon.
CAUUAAGGAUAAAGUGAUGAACUGUCUACUAGCCACUCAUUUUUACUUGUUGAAAUUUCGAAGCUCAAACAUUAAGCUUGCUAAUUAAACACCAAAAGAGAUGGCAAAUAUUCGAUUAAUCUCCACGAGCAUAGUUCAAGCUGCAAGUAACCCAGAAUCAUCAAUACACAAGAUUGAGUUAACUUCAAGUGAUCUCAAGUUCAUUUUGGUUCAAUACAUCCAAAAGGGACUCCUUUUCACCAAAUCCAAACCAGAACGGUGGUCGGAAGUGAGACGAUCGGAUGAAAGCUUGGUCCAUCACUUGAAGAACUCACUUUCUCGCACACUAGCUUUCUUCAGCCCUCUUGCAGGCCGCCUUGCAACGGUGGAACAUGAUGACAAAACCGUUUCUUUCUUCAUCGACUGCAAUAAUGCCGGAAUCCAAUUUGUUCAUGCUGUUGCUGAUGAUAUUACCAUUUCCAACAUCCUUGAACCCAUCUAUGUUCCUUCCUUUGUUCACUCGUUCUUUCCUCUAAAUGGAACAAGUAACUACGAGGGUGUUUCCAAACCUUUGCUUGGUGUUCAAAUUACAGAGCUUGUCGAUGGUAUCUUUAUAGCUUGCACUAUGAACCAUGCAGUUGCCGAUGGCACAACAUUUUGGAAUUUCUUCAACUCCUGGUCUGAAAUUUCACGCAGUAAUUCAGAUCAGAUUUCUAAACCUCCUGUCUCUGAACACUGGUUUCGUACCUACUGCUCUCUCCGGUUGCCUGUUUCAAUAUUCACUAGUGAUAAUGAAAUCAUCCCACCACCGCCUUCUUACCGGGAAAGAGUUUUCCAUUUCACGAAAGAAAAAAUUGCAGGGCUCAAAGCAAAAGCCAAUGCUGAAGCUGGCAGUGAGAAGAUCUCCUCUUUACAAUCACUCUUAUCUCAUCUUUGGGGAUCUGUAGUUCGUAAUCGUCAACUCGUCGAUCCCAAUGAAGACACCAACUUCCACUUGUUAGUUGGUAUUAGAUCAAGGUUGCAGCCACAGUUACCAGGAGAGUAUUUUGGAAACGCGGUUCAGAUAGGAACAGUGAAGUUGAAAGCAAGAGAAAUAAUAAAACAAGGACUUGGCUACACAGCUUUAGAGAUGAACAAGCUGGUUAACUCUUACACAGAAGACAAGGUCAGAAACAAUUUAGAAUCUUCGAUGGUGUUUAAAAGGGGUGGCUGUGCACAUGGUGAUUUGGCUGCAAGCAGUUCACCGAGGUUCAAUGUUUAUGGAAAUGACUUCGGGUGGGGAAGGCCAAUUGCUGUAGGAAGUGGACCUGGAAACAAGCGUUGUGUGAAGAUUACUGUCUUUCCAGGAGUUGAGGAAGGGAGUAUAGACAUUGAAGUUAGCACUUCUCCUGAGAUUUUGGAGGCUAUGGGGCAUGACUCCGAGUUCAUGUCUGCUGUCAAUUGAAUUCUUAUCUUCUUCAGAACAGAUUUUUCAACUUGUUCAACAAGUGAAAAUACACAUGAAAAAGAAGUUGAUGAGAUGCAAUUAUAUCAUAGUGUGUUCCGUAUGGCUUAAGGCGACAGAUGUGUCUUUUCCUUAUUCUGGGCUGAAUCUGCUUUUAUAUCUCGUUGGAGGCCAUUAAAUCCUGGUCAGCUCUCUUUCCCUCUCCUUGGCCAUUGAGAAAAACUAACAUAAGAUUGGUUUAAAUGGAAUUUGGAUGGAUCUGUUAUAGGAAAACCUGGCCCAACUGCUAUUGGUGGAGUUCUUCGUGACUGUAAUGAUAAAUUCUUAUAUAUCUUUUUUGGUUCGGUAGGUGUUUUUGACUCAAAUGAAGCUGAAUUUUUAGCCAUUAAAAAGGUUUUGUCUAUUCUCUCAAAAAAGCCUAGUGUUUGAAGAGAUUGUGUGGAGAUUAUUUUAGGAUCUGAUUCUAGAAAUGUUGUUUCUUGGACUUCUUUUUUUGAAAACCAUCCAUGGAAGCUUGAGAAUAUGCAUAGAUUUGUUGUUAAUCUUGCUAA